This is a messenger RNA of Amphiprion ocellaris (clown anemonefish), 2298 nucleotides long. It is a transcript of the gene slc7a8b, whose product is annotated as solute carrier family 7 member 8b. Gene Ontology annotation, molecular function: L-amino acid transmembrane transporter activity; neutral L-amino acid transmembrane transporter activity. The record is from RefSeq and is a predicted model, not a curated record. Gene Ontology annotation, biological process: neutral amino acid transport; amino acid transmembrane transport. Gene Ontology annotation, cellular component: membrane. The coding region runs from base 125 to 1708 and encodes 527 amino acids. The transcript is spliced from 12 exons. Lineage: Eukaryota; Metazoa; Chordata; Actinopteri; Pomacentridae.
UAUCAUCAGUGGCAGCCGGCGGACUCACGGAAGACGUGAAGUCCGUCACCGAACACGGAGCUUUCAGGUGUUCAGGUUACCACGGCUGCUGUAAAGAGGGGGUCACACUGGGCAGGGCCUCAGGAUGACCGGGGGUCCGAGGAAGCGGAGCUGCAGCAGCAGCGGCGGGGUCGGGGGCGGUGAGCCGGAGCCCGCAGACACUGAGCCGUGUGUGGGGAAAGAUGCAGGAGGAAGCUCCGGGGUGGCUCUGAAAAAACAGAUCGGUCUAGUCAGCGCCUGUGGCAUUAUAGUAGGCAACAUCAUUGGAAGCGGCAUUUUUGUGAGUCCUAAGGGGGUCCUAGAGAACGCCAGCUCAGUAGGUGUGGCCAUCAUUGUGUGGGUCACUACUGGAGUUAUCACAGCCAUCGGUGCGCUCUGCUAUGCAGAGUUGGGUGUGACCAUCCCCAAGUCAGGGGGAGACUACUCGUAUGUCAAGGACAUCUUUGGAGGACUGGCUGGGUUCCUGCGUUUGUGGAUCGCAGUGCUGGUUAUCUACCCCACUAACCAGGCCGUGAUUGCCCUCACCUUCUCCAACUACGUCCUGCAUCCCCUCUUCCCCACCUGCCUUCCCCCAAUCAUUGGCCUACGCCUGCUCGCUGCUGUCUGCCUGUUGUUGUUGACAUGGGUGAACUGCUACAGUGUCCGCUGGGCCACUUGUGUCCAAGAUGUCUUCACUGCUGGAAAGCUUUUGGCCCUGGCCCUCAUCAUAAUCAUGGGUUUUGUCCAAAUUUGCAAAGGUCACUAUUACUGGUUGGAGCCAGCACAUGCCUUUGAGACCUUCUGUGACUAUAACGUGGGUCUGAUAGCUCUGUCCUUCCUGCAAGGCUCCUUCGCAUAUGGAGGCUGGAAUUUCCUCAACUACGUCACAGAGGAGUUAGUCGACCCAAACAAGAAUCUCCCACGUGCAAUCUUCAUCUCCAUCCCUGUGGUCACCUUUGUGUACGUGUUUGCCAACGUGGCCUACGUCACAGCCAUGAGCCCCCAGGAGCUGCUGGCCUCCAACGCUGUGGCAGUGACAUUUGGAGAGAAACUACUAGGAGUAAUGUCAUGGAUCAUGCCUAUCUCUGUGGCGCUGUCCACCUUCGGGGGGGUCAAUGGCUCCCUGUUCACGUCGUCGCGGCUGUUUUUCGCCGGUGCGCGGGAAGGCCAUCUACCACGUCUGCUGGCCAUGAUUCAUGUGAAGCGCUGCACUCCCAUCCCAGCCUUACUGUUUACUUUGAUCUCCACUCUGCUGAUGUUGUGCACCAGUGACAUUUACACCCUCAUAAACUAUGUGGGUUUCAUCAACUACCUCUUCUACGGCGUCACUGUCGCCGGGCAGAUUGUGCUGCGCAUCAAGGAGCCCAACAUGCAUCGACCCAUCAAGGUGAGCCUGGUGUGGCCAGUCAUCUACCUGCUGUUCUGGGCCUUCUUACUCAUCUUCUCCCUCUACUCUGAGCCUGUAGUCUGUGGUACUGGUCUGGCCAUCAUGAUGACCGGCGUCCCUGUAUAUUUUCUUGGAGUCUACUGGGAAAAUAAGCCAAAGUGUUUUGAUGUAGCUACAGGUAAAGUGACGUAUCUGUGCCAAAAGCUCUGCUUGGUGGUUUACCCAGUAACGGAGGAGCCAAAAGAGCCUCUAAAGAAAGAUGCAGAUGAGAAAGCUGGAGACACCGUGCAAACACAUGAUUAAAUAUGUACAGAAACACAGGGUUUGAGGAGGAAAAAUUCACUUCAUGAAAAUGUUAAAACUACAAAAUCCUCUACAGCACUGAACUUCCAUGCUCUGCUUUUUUUUUACAGGCCUUAAUGCUGAGCUGUUGUUUCAUUGAAUUGUCAGGGGAUGACUGUUUAAAUAUGAAAUAGUCUGUAAAGAAAUGUAUUUUUGGUUGUUUUCACCUUAGUACUUAAAACAUCUCCCUUUUUGUAUGUCUUGUACAGUGAAUGUUUGUGAGUCUGGGAGGUGGCUUUUCAGCUAUGUGUGUUGUUUGUACUCUGAUACUUUGACCUCACUGUAGUAGUGCUAAAAUGUUAUUGGAUUUUAUUCCUACUGCUAGUAUUUGUUUUCUGCCACAUUACAUUAUUAAUUCACUAUAAAUGUCCCUUUUUGUUAAUAGGCACAGAGAGCAUAAGUUUGUAUUUGUUUAAGACAGAAUUUUUUAAAAAAAUAUGAUGUAUGAAGACAGAUCACAAUGAAAAGCUGCUGUAUUCGUUUUCUUGUAUCAUUUCAGUUCCUUGACAUAAACAUAUGACUUUUGAAUUCAUUAUAAAAUCUUUCUAGAA